AUGCUUUCAUGUGCCUUAUGCUCCUGCUGCUCUCGAUCGUGCUCCCGCUGCUCUUCUGCAGCAUCAUCUAUUUCUGCAUCUUACGACCUGCAUUUUUUUGAAAACAUUAACCCACUGAGCGGUUUUGAUGGGAAGGAAUCGUUGGAAACAUACAUGUGGGAACAGUCAUUGAAGGUGGAGCCAAAAGAUCCUGAUAAAAUGGAAUUUGUUAAACCAUCUAGACCAGCUCAUGUGCUGAAAUCGCCAGGUAUUAAACCGCCGAAAGGAAUCUCAUCAGCACUCUCAACUAGUGGCCCAUCCAACCAUUAUUCUGGACAUCGCACUAGUGGACGAUGUUUCUCCGCACUUAACAAUUACAGUUCCAACGUAUCCCACUCAUCGGAUAUAUCACGUCCCAACUUCCUGCCAAGUUUCGAGGACCGAAAUUCUUAUCUUGGAAUGGUUGAAAUCACUCCAGGUCAGCAACCGCGGUAUCUUGGUGACGCAAAGCGCGGUACUCAGUCAACGAUUGCUUCACCAACAGAUCCACGAAUUCCGUCGGCAAUACCAAGGGCCAGGCAUCGAAGCGAUAAAGCAUCCUCAACACCACCAAGUCCUCGUUCAUCACAAAAUGGUCAUUUUCCUUCUCCAUCACCACCUCCUCUCUAUCCACGAAAAUUGUCAACCCAGGGGCAACCGGCUCCACCACCACCUCUAAAAGUUUCGACUCAUGCAACCCUAGAUUUAAAUGGUCCCAUUCCGCCUCAUUCUGCUCCAUUUUGCACUGUUUGUCCAGAUUCAUUUGUUUUUCCGCCAUAUGGAGGGAAUGCAAUAUGUUCCCAAACAACAAUUUUGGAAAAUACCUCCGCUAUAGCACAAACAACAAGCGUAACUACUCCAGCAGUACCACCAAGGAAAAAAGUGGAGCAAUUACCAUCUCCGCUGUCUGAUGAUGCUGUGCGCGUCGUCUGGAAUAAGGAAACAAAGCCAACAGUGCCUGAUGUAAGCGCUGCAAUGUCACUACCUUCAUCAUCGCAAAAUUCAAAUCAAGAUGAUGCAACUACAACGCCAAGGCUGUAUCCACGACGAACUUGUCAAGUAGAUCCACCUCCACGACCACCAAAAUUACUUAACAAAAGACCGCAAGAAUUAUUUGGUGAAAAGGUGGUUGCAGAAAGAAAUGGUUCUGAUUCGCCUCCUCCGUUACCGCCAAAAACUUACAAACGAAAGCAGCAGCAUAAUCGUUCACAAUAA
Messenger RNA from Cercopithifilaria johnstoni, 1233 nucleotides. Lineage: Eukaryota; Metazoa; Nematoda; Chromadorea; Rhabditida; Onchocercidae. The record is from the annotation of a GenBank genome assembly.